AAUUUAAUUAAAACUCCAGUCAGUAAAGUAUAUUAGUUUGGUUUCAAAGACAGACAAAUAAAACAAAAGUUGCAAAAACAAAGACUUUAUUCGGAUUGUUACGUUUCGUCGAGGUCCGUCACUUAUAAUAAAGAAAGAUGCGUUGAAAAAUUCGAGCACCAUUCUCAAAUAUAUGAAAGAGAAGAUAGUGAUGAGUGAUUCUACGCUUCCAACCGUUCCAGUUCCUUCGUCCGCCGUCGCGAAGAAAAAGAAAUCGGCUACCAAGACGACAACUUCUGCGACGAAAGUCCAUCCCAAGUACAGCGACAUGAUCGUCUCUGCUGUGAAGACGCUUCGUCGUCCGAAGGGUUCGUCUCGGCAAGCGAUUACGAAGUAUGUCCAAAGCAACUACGACGUCGGUACCGGAGCAGCAAAACACAUUUCUCGAAACCUUAAAAGUAUGGUUGACAAAGAUGAAUUGGUGCUUGCAAGUGGUGUCGGCGCAGCUGGUCGCUUUAGGAUCAACAAAUCCGCUCUUGCUGGCAAGGCUCGAACAACUAAACAGCGAAAGUCUCCUAAGAAGAAAAAGAAGCCAAUUACAAAAAAGAACAAGAGAAAGACCACGGCCAAAAAGCCAAGAAGUCCUGUUAAAAAGCGAAGUGCGAAAAAGUCACCCAAGAAGAAGCUUGUCAAAAAGAACAAGAAAACCGUAAAGAAAGCAGUGAAAAAGCCACUGAAGAAAAGAAAGUGAAUAACCAAUUUGGUCACAUUAAAACGGCUCUUUUCAGAGCCACCCGAUAUUAAAAUGAGAUCAUUUUCUGUCAUCGCCCAUAACUGAAAACACCAGUUUAAUAUGUCAGUUAGACGAUAGUUCAAUGUGCGUUAGACUUGGUUUUAAAUAAAAUAGGAUACCA
Molecule: messenger RNA, 893 nt
Organism: Ciona intestinalis (vase tunicate)
Lineage: Eukaryota; Metazoa; Chordata; Ascidiacea; Phlebobranchia; Cionidae
Product: putative histone H1.6
Biological process (GO): nucleosome assembly; negative regulation of DNA recombination; chromosome condensation
Cellular component (GO): nucleus; nucleosome
Molecular function (GO): structural constituent of chromatin; nucleosomal DNA binding; double-stranded DNA binding
Source: RefSeq, a predicted model, not a curated record